AUGUUGGCCUCGCGAUUCCUUCGAAAUGGCUCCAAGUAUGUCGCCAAAUCGCAAUUUCGAUCGGCUUCGAAGAAAGUGGAGGAUUCGAAAAGUUUUGUGAUGAAUCUCUUCCGAGGUCGGACUGUCACCGAGCACGUCUUCCCGUAUCCGCUUAAUUUGGAUGCUGAUCGGAGGGAAACAUUAAAUUUGAUUUUGGGGCCUACGCAACAAUUUUUGGAGGGUGUUAACGAUCCUUUCAAGUAAGUUUUUUGCUUUUUUAAAUGUUUUGUUUACAUGAUCGCACAAAUAGCUCAAUUUAAGCUUUUUUUUAUUUAUAUUUAUUAUACAUUAAUAUUUUCAGGAACGAUGAGAAGGCGGAGAUUCCCAUGGAACAGCUCAAAAAAUUUGCUGAGCUUGGUGCUUUUGGGGCAGUGGUUCCCGAAGAGUAUGAAGGAGCCGGCCUGGUGAACGCACAAAUGGCCAGACUGGCCGAGAUCGUUGGAGGGAACGAUCUUGGACUGGGAGUGGUUAUGGGCGCCCAUCAAUCCAUUGGAUACAAGGGAAUAUUGUUAUUCGGAACCCCCGAACAAAAGAAAAAAUAUCUUCCAGAUGUGGCCACAGCAAGGAAGUUUGCCGCUUUCUGUCUGACAGAGCCCUCUUCUGGGUCUGAUGCUAACGUGAGUUAAACCUGGUUGAUGCAAUGUUGAUGUUUAGUCGAUUAAGACAAAGGCUGUCAAGUCGGAUGAUGGAAAACAUUACAUUUUGAAUGGCGGAAAGAUUUGGAUCAGUAAUGGUGGAUUUGCCGAUGUUUUCACUGUUUUUGCGCAGGUUAGUUUUAUAAUGUUUUUACGCAAGGUUUACUUUUUUAUUUUUUUUUAUUUUUCAGACUCCAGUCAAACAAGCCGAUGGAUCGGUGAAGGAUAAGGUGUCGGCUUUUAUUGUGGAACGUGGAUUUGGAGGAGUUACUAACAGUCCCCCAGAGAAGAAGAUGGGAAUAAAGGGAUCUAAUACCGCUGAAGUCCACUUUGAUAACACUAAGAUUCCGGUGGAGAAUUUGCUUGGCCAAGAGGGAGAAGGUUUCAAAGUAGCCAUGAACAUCCUCAACAAUGGUCGCUUCGGCAUUCCUGCAGCCAUGACAGGAUGCAUGAGAUGGUGUAUUCAGAAGACUGUCGAUCAUGUUAACAGUCGAGUUCAGUUCGGGAAAACAAUUAAAGAAUUUGGCAAUGUUCAAGAGAAGUUGGUUGACAUGGUGCAGAGAGUGUACGCAACCGAGAGUGUUGUCUAUAUGCUGGCGUCUAACAUGGACAGAGGAGUUUCUGAUUACCAGUUGGAAGCAGCAAUUGGAAAAGUUAUGUCAUCAGUAAGUUGAACAUCAGAUUAAGUUUAUUGAUGUUUAGGAGAAUGCGUGGCAUGUUUGUGAUGAUGCUAUCCAGUUGUAUGGUGGAAUGGGAUUCAUGAGAGAGACUGGAUUGGAGAGAGUCCUCAGAGACAUCAGAAUUUUCAGGAUCUUUGAAGGAGCCAAUGACGUCAUGAGACUUUUUGUGGCCUUGACUGGGAUUCAGGUAAAUUUCGAUUAUGAUUGUGUAUUUAUUUACUCCUUGUAACGAGUGACAAUUUAGCAUGCUGGGAAACAUCUCCAACAAACAGCCAAGGAGAUCAAGAAGGGAGGAAUCGGUACUUUAUUCGGAGAAUUGAAGAGGAGAACCGUUGGGUGAGUAAUGUUGUAAUAUAUGUUGAUGUGAGAUCUACAGUAUCGGGAUAAUUUUUGAUUUGUUUAGUGGUGAUCUCGAUUUUUCAUCUUCUGUUCAUUCCUCUCUCCAGAAUGAGGCCAAAGGUCUUUCGACCAGCAUCUCUCUCUUUGGGAAGACUGUAGAACAACUGCUUCUUAAACACAAAAGGGGAAUCAUCGGUAGGUCCAUGUUUAACUACAAAGGUUUCAUUCGUGUCGCUCUUUAUGUUCUGUAUUCUGUACCGUGCACUUUCAGACAGGCAAUACGAAUUAAUCCGCCUUGCCGACGCCGCCAUUGACAUCUACAGUAAUAUGGCGGUCCUCUCUAGGGCUUCGUAUGUUCUGAAUCAAGAUAAGGAUGCUACCCAUGACCUGAAGAUAGCCCAACUAUACUCCCAGAAUGCCUCGAGACGAAUCCAGAAGAACCUCAAGGAAGCGAGUUCGGUCGGUUCCAAUGAAUUGAAUCUCAUUUCAACCAUUGCAAAACAAGUCACCGACAACGAAGGUCUUGUCCAUAAGCACAUCAUCGAUGUCUAG
Molecule: messenger RNA, 2245 nt
Organism: Bursaphelenchus xylophilus (pine wood nematode)
Lineage: Eukaryota; Metazoa; Nematoda; Chromadorea; Rhabditida; Aphelenchoididae
Source: the annotation of a GenBank genome assembly